Molecule: messenger RNA, 4559 nt
Organism: Mustela lutreola (European mink)
Lineage: Eukaryota; Metazoa; Chordata; Mammalia; Carnivora; Mustelidae
Gene: PMFBP1
Product: polyamine modulated factor 1 binding protein 1
Exons: 26
Coding region: 1007-4084 (1025 amino acids)
Biological process (GO): spermatogenesis
Source: RefSeq, a predicted model, not a curated record
AGGGGAGCUGCUCUACCUCUGGGGCUACAGCAGUGCAGUGAGCUUUAGUGGAUCAAUACUUUAGUCUUGUCAUGCUAAUUGCUCAUUGGUUGACAUUCAUGAUCCUUCCUUGCUCCCUCCCUAUGUAAACUCUUUACAGCUGGAACAGCGAGAUGCAAAAAUCCUGAACCUUCAAAGCCAGCUCCUGCAGAAGAGAGAGGGCCUGGCAGCUGAGCUGGAUGCUUCAGGAGCAGAGGAUCUAUCAACGGCAGACCAAGCCUAGGGAGACGCGGGCAGACCUGGAACGAAACCCAGCCAGCUCCAGCCGCUCCGACAGUAUUUGGUGGCCAGAGAGUCGGCAGCAGGAAGCAUGAGGCAGGAAAUUACCCAAUCCUUGAGGUCUGGCUCCAUGAAGAUUCCCCAUAGCCACCAAGCCCUCUGCGUAGAGUCAACAAUGACCACCAGCAGUCUGUCCUAAUUCCAUGCUACCAUUCCCUCUCUGCUCAACUUCCCAGCAAGUUUCCUGUGGCAGCACAGCAUUAGAACAGAGUUACUAGCUAAGUGUGAUGUCUGAGUGCAAAGCGAAAGAGUCUAAGAAUCAAAGUUUCCACUUCUCUGAGGCUCAUCGUUCCAGCUGCAGCUUCCCACUAAGGAUACCUUUGAGAUAUGCCAGUGAAUGUACCUGUAACCAGAACAGGUCUGGUUUAAAAUAUGGGCUCAUAAAAGACAGCAAGUGACUCCAGAGAAGCUUCUGUUUAUAACAUAAUUGCUGUCACCAAGGGAAGGCCUGCCGGAAGGAUAAAAGGAGCAGAACUUUUGAAUACAAGAAAGCAGUUCCCUGGGCAGAUGUGGCAGAAUUGGAUAUGCCAGUAGAAGAGAAGAGGCAUGAGGAAGUGAAGGUCUCAAAAGAGAUGCAGAGAUAGUACCACAGAAGACACAGAAUAAGCGUUUGAGAAGAGAGAAGACAUUCAAGUCCUAGACCCAGAGAUCAGAAUCCACAGAUCAGGUUUAUAACAAAGCUCAGAAAAUGCUAAAGCUUAAAGGAGAAUUGAGAGGUGCCAAGGAAAUGAAAGAUGAGGCUGGGGAGAGAGACAGAGAAGUGAGCAGCCUGAACAACAAGCUCUUGAGCCUGCAAGUUGACAUCAAAAAUCUGCACGAUGUUUGCAAGAGACAGGGGAAGACCUUGCAGGAGAAUCAGCUUUGCGUGGAGGAGGCGAUGAUGAGCGACAACCACAAUAAGAAACAAGCAUUAGCAUUCCAGGAGUCGCGGAUGGAGUUUGAGCCCAGUAAACAGUGCCAUCUGAGACAACUCCAACAACUCAAGAAAAAAUUGCUAGCCCUUCAGCAAGAACUGGAGUUCCGCACAGAGGAGCUGCAGACUUCUUACUGUUCCCUCCUGCAGUAUCAGUCUGUCCUAGAGAAGCAGACUUCCGACCUGGUUCUUCUCCACCAUCACUGCAAACUGAAAGAAGAUGAGGUGAUUCUCUAUGAGGAGGAAAUGGGGAAUCAUACUGAGAACACGGGCGAGAAGCUUCAUUUGGCCCAGGAACAACUUGCUUUGGCCGGGGACAAGAUCAUCUCCCUAGAAAGGAGUUUAAGCCUCUACAGGGAUAAAUACCAGACUUCCCUGAGCAACAUCGAGUUACUGGAGUGCCAAGUGAAGAUGUUGGAGGGGGAGCUCAGCGGAAUCGUCGGUCAGGAGACUGAGAAUAAGGGUGAUCAUUCAAAAGUGCGUAUAUACACAUCUUCCUGCAUGAUUCAAGAGCAUCAGGAGACCCUGAAACGACUGUCUGAAGUCUGGCAAAAGGUCUCUGAACAGGAUGAUCUAAUCCAGGAACUUCGAAAUAAAUUAGCCUGCAGCAAUGCUUUGGUUCUAGAGCGUGAAGAGGCUUUGAUAAAAUUACAAGCAGACUUUGCUUCCUAUACAGCCACACACAGACAUCCUCCUAGCUCCUCAGAAGAUUGUGAAGACAUUAAAAAGAUACUUAAGCACUUGCAGGAGCAGAAAGACAGCCAGUGCCUACACGUGGAGGAGUAUCAGAACCUAGUGAAGGACUUGCGCAUGGAGCUAGAGGCUGUGUCAGAGCAGAAGAAGAACAUCAUGAAGGACAUGAUGAAGCUGGAGCUGGACUUGCACGGGCUGCGGGAAGAGACAUCUGCCCAUAUGGAGAGGAAGGAUAAGGAGGUUUCCAUCCUACAAAGGCGGCUACAGGAGCUACAGAUGCAGUUCACAGAGACCCAGAAGCUGGGCUUGAAGAAAGACAAGCUCCUCCAAGAGAAAGAUGAAAUGUUGCAUGAGCUCGAGAAAGAACUGUCACAGGUUCAGAACAGCCUCAUGAAAAAGGAGAUGGAGUUGGAGAAGCAGCAACGAAUGGCAACAGAACUUGAAAGCACCAUCCAGGAGGCAAAGCAGGAUAAGUCCAGGGCAGAGUGUGGGGCCCUGCGAGCUGAGAUCCAGAAGCUGAAGGACAAUCUCGAAGAUGCCCAACAGCAACAGAAGCUGGCAGCUCAGCAAGCCUCCCAGUACAAAGAAGAGACCCUUCUGGCAAAGAAUAACCUGGAGGAUGCGCAGAGGAAACUGCAAAGCUACCUUUUCCUGGAGAAGCAGAAGACAGAGACCAUCCAGGAGCUGCAGAGAGAACUUCAGAAGCUGCAGAAGGAUUCCUUGAUGGCUGGAGAGGAACUCGCCCCCAACAGGAAGCGGAUAGAGGAGCUGACAUUGGAACUCUCUGAGACCCGGAAGAAGCUUGAAAAUUCAGAAAAGGAAAAGAGGCAGUUCCAGAAGACCACGACUGAGCAGGAAAUGAAGCUGAAUGAACUGCUAGACCACCUAAAACUCCUUCAACACCAGCACAGGGAGCAAGGCUCUGCCAAAACCAGUCUAACCGAGGAGCUUCAGGAGGUGACAAGAUUACUGGAGGAGAAACGGGAGCAGUUGAAAAAGAGCAAAGAACAGGAGAAGUUGCUGGAGCAAGAGCUUGAGACAUUCCGACAGGAGGAAAAAAGGAAAGAAAAAAUGACAAAGGAAAAUUUGCGGAUGUUGGAGGAGGAAAAUGAGAAUGUCAAAGCACAGUUAAUGCAAUGUUCCGCACAACUGGAAUCCUCUCUGAGCAAACAAAACGCCUCCCAGCAAGUCAUCCAAGAGCUAAACAAUGAGCUAGUCCUUCAGAAGGAUGCCUUAGAGAGUCUGCAGGUCCAGCUGGAGAAGGCUGUGCACAAGGAGAAGCAAUAUCUGCAGACCAUGGUCUCUAAAGAAGCCUAUGAGGAACUGUCCCGAAAGUCAGUCGCAUGCCAAGAUGACCUGACACAAACUCUCGAGAAGCUCAAUCAUACGACCUCAGAGACCAAGAGCCUGCACCGAAGCUUGGCACAGGCCCAAGAGAGGAAAGCUCAGCUGGAAGAUGAAAUCCUUGCUUACGAGGAGAGGAUGAAAAAGCUCAACAUGGAACUAAAAAAACUGCAGGGCUUCCAACAGCAGAGUGAGCUAGAGGUUCAAGCCUUCGACAAGAAGCUGGAGGAGAUGAGCAACCAAGUGUUGCAGUGGCAGAAGCAGCACCAGAGUGACCUCAAGAUGCUGGCAGCUAAAGAAGAGCAGCUCCGGGCUUUCCAGGAGGAAAUGGCCACCCUGAAAGAGAACCUCCUGGCAGAUGAGAAGGAGCCCUCUAGUGUGCCCCAGCGGUCUGUGACUAAAGACACCUGUAGGCUACGCCGAGAGAAUGAUCAGAUUAUGUCCAACAUGGAGCAAUGGGCAAAAGAGCAGAAGAUCGCCAAUGAGAAACUAGGAAACAAGCUCCGUGAGCAAGUCAAAUAUAUUGCCAAGCUGACUGGUGAAAAGGACCACCUCCACAAUGUAAUGGUCCAUCUGCAGCAAGAAAACAAGAAACUGAAGACUGAAAUAGAGGAGAAGAAGCUGAAAACCGGGCACCCAAGGCUAUACACCAAAGCCCUGGGCCCGAGCAAGACGGAGCCCAUACAGAAGGGAAAAGUGUGUGCCACCUUGGGCUGGAGGGGGACGACCCAGGACAUGACCCAAAGAAUGGACAUCACCAAGUUUGUUGGGAUACCCCACUGCUCCGGUGCUGGCAAGCGAGAAUUCUACCAAUGAACCACCCAUGCAUCUGUCCCCGGGCCCUGGGAGGUCAUCUCUAAACCCGUGGGAUUGAAUGUCUCUGUUACUCCCGGUGGGCCCUCAGACCACAUCUAAUAAUUUCUCCUAACGAGAUGAUUCAGGAUGAUUCAGGGCUGUAAUGUGACCUUAUGGUAUCAGCCCAGCCUCCGUGGAAAGGAGGCGGCUGGGGAGUGAGUCAACCACAUGGAUGUUUACUCAACCAUUCACGCCCAUGAAUGAAACCCCAAUAAAACGCUGGACACUGAAGCUCUGGACAUGGCAGCUUCCCUGGCCAGCAGUGCUUCUGUGCAUACUAUCACACCGCAGCAUGCCAGAAGGGUUGUGGGGCCCUGAGGACAGUGGAAGCUUCGCCUGCGGGACCGUCACAGACCUGAUUCUCUGCGCCCCUCCAUUGGGCUGGUUCUGAUUUGUAUCCUUUGGCUAUAAUAAAACUGUAAUCAUAAACACAGUA